Suillus clintonianus is the source of this 3708-nucleotide messenger RNA. RefSeq names its product ABC-2 type transporter-domain-containing protein. Gene Ontology annotation, biological process: transmembrane transport. The transcript is spliced from 16 exons. Gene Ontology annotation, cellular component: membrane. The record is from RefSeq and is a predicted model, not a curated record. Gene Ontology annotation, molecular function: ABC-type transporter activity; ATP hydrolysis activity; ATP binding. NCBI's taxonomy places the organism in Eukaryota, Fungi, Basidiomycota, Agaricomycetes, Boletales, Suillaceae. The coding region runs from base 1 to 3708 and encodes 1235 amino acids.
AUGAACACUUCAGCAUGCCUUCGGAGGACCCGUUUGCGUGUCGUUGGUGCAGGUUCUGGUACUUCACUCCAGCCCACCGUGAGCUCACCUUUCAAACCUUCAACGCUUCUGGCAAAGAUAAGGGGAAUUCGCCAUCCCUCAAUCAGACACAUCUUGUCCGGGUUCGAGGGUGUAGUCGCUCCUGGCGAAAUGCUGUUGGUCCUUGGCCGUCCCGGCACCGGGUGCUCGACCUUCCUCAAGACGCUCGCUAACCAACGCGGGGAGUAUCAUGCUGUCGAAGGUCAAAUUUUCUAUGAUUCAUUCACCCCAGAGGAGAUACAUAACUCCUUUCGUGGCGAUGUCACUUAUUGUCCGGAGGAUGAUGUCCACUUCCCGACGAUGACCGUCGAACAGACGCUCUCUUUCGCUGUUAGAAACUGUACUCCCGAAACUCGUCUUCCCGGCCAGACACGCGAGAACUAUGUUGAGGAUACCACCGAAAUGCUAAUGAAAGUCCUUGGCCUCUAUCGUUCAAAAGAUACCAUUGUUGGCAAUGCUCAGAUCCAAGGUGUUUCCGGUGGCGAGAGAAAGCGAGUUUCUAUCGCAGAGACUUUAGGCUCUGCAGGCUCACUUGGUGCAUGGGAUAAUUCCACUCGUGGACUAGACUCCUCGACUGCCCUUGAGUUUGUUCGCACAAUGCGUUCCAUCACAGAUAUCAAACGCACAACUACGAUUGUCUCCCUCUACCAGGCGGGCGAGUCGUUAUACGAUCUAUUUGAUAAAGUCUGUGUGAUCGCGGAAGGGAAGAUGGCCUAUUUUGGUCCGGCGAAGUCAGCCAAAGAUUACUUCAUUGGUAUGGGUUUCGAACCACAAAACAGGCAAACUACCCCCGACUUCCUGGUUGCAGUUACGGACCCCAACGGGAGGAAAAUCCGCCCUGGACAUGAGAGCUCUGUCCCACGAACGUCGGAGGAACUUGCUAGUCGGUUCAUAGCUUCUGACCUUGGUCGUCAGAAUCAGAAAGCCAUUGAACAGCGCCGCGAGGAAUGCGUUGGCAAUCACGAAAACAAGCAGGCAUAUCUGUCCAGUGUGGCCGCUGAACAUGCCAGUACAUCUACUCCUUACAUGACUUCUAUUUUUCAGCAAGUCAAAGUGGUCAUGAAGCGCCGCGUGCAAGUUAUUGUUGGUGACAAGUUCGAGUUCUUUAUACGAUUGGCAUCCCAGGUCUUCCAAGCGUUAAUUAUGGGCACCGUCUUUCUGAACGUGCCAAAUGACACCUCGGCCUAUUUCUCCCGUGAAGGUGUUCUGUUCUUUUCCCUCUUCUUCAAUGCUAUUACAUCUGUUGCAGAAAUCCCUUCACUGUUCUUCCAGCGUCCUAUCGUGCUUCGUCACCAGAAAGCCGCGUUACAUCAUCCUUUUAUUCAGGGCCUCGCCCAUACUAUUGUUGAUAUUCCGGUCACUUUGAUCGUUCAACUGGUGUUCGCUGUGGUACUCUACUUCCUGGUUGGGUUGCAACAUUCUGCCACACAGUUUUUCAUUUUUUACCUGUUUAUCUUUUUAAUGUCGCAAACCAUGAAAUCAUUCUUUAGAGCUAUCGCUGCAAGCUUUAAAACUCGUCCUAGUGCAAUAGCUCUUAGCGGUAUCUUCGUUCUCUUGAUAUCGCUCUACGGUGGGUACACAAUUCCUUGGCCAACUGCACCAAAGGGCUUGCGGUGGAUCAUGUGGUUGAACCCAUUGUGGUGGGCGUUCGGUGGACUUGUGGUGAACGAGUUCAAUACGAUCAACGGAGCGUGCUCCACUCUCGUCCCUCAAGGUCCCGGUUACGAGAAUGUUUCGCUUGCAAACCAGGUUUGCACGACUGUCGGAUCGCAGCCCGGGCAGCUUCUUGUUGAUGGCAACAUCUAUGUUGCAUUGACGUUUGACUUUUGGUAUAGUCAACUUUGGAGGAACUUUGCUGUCCUUUGUGCUUUCUACCUUGGGUUCCUGGCCAUUUUCCUAGUUGCCACACAACUCAACACUUCGUCUGCUUUCGAUACUGCCGUCGUUCUCUUUAAACAGGGUUCUACUGUUGUCGAUGAGAAAACCAAGGUCCUUGAUGAGGAAAAAGCAGAUGCAGAAUUUCAUUCUAGAUCCCACUCAGAUGCAGCUGAUUCCUCGGCCUUCAACAAUGUGGAGAAGAACACCGCGGUUACGGACCUCUUCACGUGGCAACACCUGCAGUAUGACGUCCCCACUGAGGGAGGAAUGAAACGCCUUCUCGAUGAUGUCACGGGCUUUGUUGCCCCUGGGAAGCUCACCGCGCUAAUGGGUGAAUCUGGCGCUGGAAAGACAACGCUCUUGAAUGUUCUUGACCAACGUGUCGGUGGUGUUGGUGUGGUGACUGGCGAGCGAUUCUUUAGCGGACAACCGCUCCCCGUAGAUUUCCAAGCUCAGACUGGUUACUGCGAACAACUCGACACCCAUCUUCCUGAGGCGACUGUUUGUGAAGCGCUCCUUUUCUCUGCUAAUCUUCGCCAGCCACAGUUGGUUCCUCUCGCUGAAAAGGAAGCAUACGUUGACAAGUGUCUUCAAAUGUGUGGUCUAGAGGAGUAUGCCGACGCUAUUGUUGGUUCUCUCGGGGUUGAGUGCCGUAAACGUACCACCAUCGCAGUGGAGCUCGCUGCCAAGCCCAAACUUCUACUCUUCUUGGAUGAACCUACGUCCGGCCUAGACUCGCAAUCUGCCUGGGCUAUCGUGCAUGUCCUUCGUGAGCUUGCUGAUCGUGGUCAGGCCAUUCUCUGCACAAUCCAUCAACCUUCGGGAGAGCUCUUCCAGGUCUUUGACAGGUUACUGCUCCUUCGCAAGGGUGGACAGACCGUCUACUUUGGCGAUACUGGCGAGAACUCGUCGACUACGCUGAAUUACUUUGAGCGUAACGGUGCUCCGCGCUGUGGCUCCGAUGACAACCCGGCGGAAUACAUGCUUGAUGUGAUUGGUGCUGGGGCAACUGCAGUCUCCACCACUGAUUGGUGUGAUGUCUGGAAGCGUUCACCAGAAGCGGCGCAGCUUCAAGAGCAGAUCGACAACUUGCAUGAACAUGGUCGUACUCACCCACCACAGCUGAGCGUCCGGCACUCUGUCUUCACUACCUCAUGGUGGCACCAGUUCGUUACGCUCACCCACCGAAACUUCCAAGCAUACUGGCGCAAUCCUACGUAUAUCCGCGCCAAAUUUGUGCUUAACAUCUUUGGCGGUCUCCUUGUGGGCUUCACAUUCUUCCGGUCAGAUGAUUCUUUGCAGGGCACCCAAAACAAGCUGUUCAUAAGUAUAUCAAUUUGGUCAAUCUUCCUCGCUCUUGUGCUUUGUGUUCCACUCACCCAUCAGAUCAUGGCCGUCUACAUUGACAUUCGCACAGUGUACGAGAUACGCGAACGUCCUAGUAGAAUGUACAACUGGACUGCUCUCGUCAUGUCACAGCUUGUCGCUGAGCUUCCCUGGAACGUGACAGGUUCUGUGAUGUUCUUUUUCUGCUGGUACUGGACCGUUGGAUUCCCCACAGCCCGGGCAGGCUACACGUUCCUCAUUCUCGCCAUCGCCUUCCCGUUGUACUAUACUACGUUUGGACAUGGUAUCGCGUCCAUGUCGCCCACCGCUCCAGUUGCAUCCAUAUACUUCACAACUCUCAUUAUACGCAGACCCAGGCCCGCGUGCUCCGAGCUACCAUCUUUACCCUCCUCAUCAGUCUGCUGA